AUGUGGGUGUCAGUGGCCGAGCCAGCCGUGGCCAGGAGUCCCCUGGCAGAGGUGAAGCUGCUGCUGGCCCUGGCAGGGGUGCUGACCAUACUCGUGGCCCACCAGCCCUGUGAGGGCUCUCCUCCAGCCUCCCCCAGGACAGUGGCGAGCUCAGUCCUACAGGACUGCAUUGCAGAGGCCAAGCUGAUGGUGGACACAGCCUACAAUCGGACGCAGAGGAGCAUCAAGCAGCGGCUUCGCAGUGGCUCGGUCAGCCCCAUGGAUCUCUUGUCCUGCUUCAAGCGGCCUGUGGCGACCACCAGGAGCGUCAUCCGAGCCGCUGACUGUAUGCAUGUGGCCUUGGGGCUGUUAGAGCAGAAGGUCCACCCUGAGGGAUUCGGGUCCUUCAACGCCACUGAUGUGCUCACGGAAGCCCAGCUUCAGCUGCUGUCCAAGGUCAGCGGCUGUCAUUUCCCGGUCAACGCUGAGCAGUGCAGUGACCAGUACCGCACCAUCACGGGGAGAUGCAACAACAAGAAGAGGCCCUGGCUGGGAUCCUCCAACAGGGCCCUGGCCCGCUGGCUGCCGGCCCAGUAUGAGGACGGGCGGUCCCGCCCCUUCGGCUGGACUCCCUGCAAGAGGCUCAAUGGCUUCCCUCUGCCCCUCGUCCGGGAGGUCUCCAACCUGAUUGUGCGCUUCCCCAGUGAGAGGCUGGCCUCCGACUCGCACCGGACCCUCAUGUUCAUGCAGUGGGGCCAGUUCAUCGACCAUGACCUGGACUUCACCCCAGAGUCCCCAGCCAGAGUGGCCUUCUCGGGGGGCGUUGACUGUGAGAAGACCUGUGCUCAGCUGCCCCCCUGCUUCCCCAUCAAGGUCCCGCCGAAUGACCCCCGCAUCAAGAACCAGAGUGACUGCAUCCCUUUCUUCCGCUCGGCACCCUCCUGUCCUCAAGACAAGAACGCCGUCCGCAAUCAGAUCAACGCGCUCACCUCCUUCGUGGACGCCAGCAUGGUGUACGGCAGCCAGGUGGACCUCGCCCUGCGGCUGCGCAACAAGACCAACCACCUGGGGCUCCUGGCCGUCAACCAACAAUUCCGCGACCAGGGCCGGGACUUGCUGCCCUUCGGCAAUGAGCGGCCGGACCCCUGCCUGCUCACCAACCGCUCCGCGCGCAUCCCUUGCUUCCUGGCAGGUGACUCUCGAUCCAGUGAAACCCCCAUGCUGGCAGCCCUGCACACCCUCUUUAUGCGCGAACACAACCGCCUGGCCGCCCAGCUGAAGUGCCUGAACCCCCAGUGGACUGGGGACAAGCUGUACUAUGAGGCGCGGAAGAUCGUGGGGGCCAUGAUGCAGAUCAUCACCUACAGAGAUUUUCUGCCCUUGGUUCUGGGCAAGGACCGGGCCAAGAGAACGCUGGGGUCCUACAAGGGCUACUGCCCCAAUGUGGACCCCCGAGUGGCCAACGUCUUCACCCUGGCCUUCCGCUUCGGCCACACCAUGCUCCAGCCUUUGGUGUACCGCCUGGACAGCCGGUACCAGGCCUCGGGCCCUGGCUCCUGUGUCCCACUGAGCUCCUCCUUCUUUGCCAGCUGGCAGGUCGUGUAUGAAGGUGGCAUCGACCCUCUCCUACGCGGCCUCAUGGCCACGCCUGCUAAGCUGAACCGUCAAGAUUCAAUGCUGGUGGGUGAGCUUCGGGACCGGUUGUUCCGGCAGGUGAAAAGGAUCGGGCUGGAUCUGGCGGCUCUCAACAUGCAGCGCAGCCGGGACCAUGGCCUCCCAGGGUACAACGCCUGGAGGCGCUUCUGUGGGCUCUCUCAGCCUGGGAACUUGGCACAACUUAGCCAAGUGCUGAAAAACAAGGUUCUGGCAAGGAAGUUCCUGCGUCUGUACGGGACGCCUGACAACAUAGACAUCUGGAUUGGGGCGAUCGCAGAGCCUCUUUUGCCAGGGGCCCGCGUGGGGCCUCUUCUGGCCUGUCUUUUUGAGAAACAGUUUAGCAACCUCCGCGACGGAGACAGGUUCUGGUGGGAGAAGCAGGGUGUUUUCACCAAGAGACAGCGCACAGCUCUGCAGCAGGUCUCCCUGUCUCGGAUUGUGUGUGACAACACUGGUAUCACCACCAUUUCCAGAGACAUCUUCAGGGCCAGCACCUAUCCCCGGGACUUUACAAGGUGCAGCCGCCUCCCCAGGUUGAACCUGGCGGCCUGGAAAGCCGCGAAGGCUCUGCAGGAGUCCAUCCCGAGCCUGUAG
This is a messenger RNA of Echinops telfairi (small Madagascar hedgehog), 2229 nucleotides long. It is a transcript of the gene EPX, whose product is annotated as eosinophil peroxidase. Gene Ontology annotation, biological process: response to oxidative stress. Bases 1 to 2229 code for a protein of 742 amino acids. The transcript is spliced from 13 exons. The record is from RefSeq and is a predicted model, not a curated record. Gene Ontology annotation, molecular function: peroxidase activity; heme binding. Lineage: Eukaryota; Metazoa; Chordata; Mammalia; Afrosoricida; Tenrecidae.